Molecule: messenger RNA, 1980 nt
Organism: Chelmon rostratus (copperband butterflyfish)
Lineage: Eukaryota; Metazoa; Chordata; Actinopteri; Chaetodontiformes; Chaetodontidae
Product: neuronal pentraxin-1
Exons: 8
Coding region: 1-1980 (659 amino acids)
Source: RefSeq, a predicted model, not a curated record
AUGGCGUCCGAGGGCGGACGAGGUCUGACGCUGAUUCACGAGGCCCCCGGUGUCGGAGCACUCUGUGGUCUGCCGGUUCGGUUAGAAGCCGAAGUUAAAGGGAUUACUCUUGGCUGUCGAACACAGGAGGUCUCUGGAGCCAACAGGGAUCACCUGGCUGGCGGCUGCCUCUUCCCCGAGACAGCAGAAGGACUUCUCAGCAGACAUCAGCCCGGCUUUCCAGCAGCAGGCAGUCUGCCUGGUAUAGAACAUGACUAUGGCAUUAGCCCCAAAUUUGUCUGCACCCCAAUCCCCCCAGAAGCAGACCCCAGCUGCUAUUCUCCACCCAGUGUGCCCCAUGGACCGAGCAGUAACGGCAACGCUAAUGGCCACAAUGGCAGCAGCCGGCGUGGCAUGAUGUCUGACGAGGCCAAAGCCACCAUCUUGCACCUGCGCGAGAGCCUUGUGAGGCAAAAGGAGACCAUCCUGGACCAGCGGGAGACCAUCAGAGAGCUGACCGCCAAGCUUACCUUGUGCGAGGGCUUUGGUGGUCACCAUAGCAUUGGCCACCACGACAACCACCACGAAAAUCACCACGACAACCAUCACGAUACCCAUCACGACAACGACCACGACGACCACCACGGGCAGCACGGCGGCCACCAUUCGUCGUCGUCGUCGCACCACGGGCCUUCGGCGUAUCACAGCAACGAUCACCACUACUCCCACGGCAGCCACAGGUCAGACCCCCACCACAGGAAGGGCUCGUCGUACGGAAAACACAGCUCCUUCUCCCCCGAGCAAACCGGCAAAACCCUGCAGACGCUGAAGGAGAGGCUGGAGAACUUGCAGGCCAGGAACUCCUCCAGCUCCUACUCCAGCUCCCUGAGAGAACUCCUCCAGCGGAAGAUCACCGCUCUGGAGGAGCAGCUGCACAGUUACUACAGAGAUCACCAUGACUACGGCCACCAUAACGACCACCACGAUGAUCACCACGAUGACCACCACGAUGACCACCACGGCAACGGCCACCACGAUGACCAUCACGAUGACCACCACGACGACCACCAUGGCAACGGCCACCACGACGACCACCAUGAUGAUCACCGUGGUUCUGGUCACUACGACGAUGACCACCACAAUGACCACCACGACAAUCACCACGACGAUCACCACAAUGGUCACCACGAUGAUCACCACGACUAUCACCAUGGCAGCGACCACCAUGACAACCACCACGGCGACGAUCAUCACCCACGGAGGCUGCCGUUCAGCGGCAAAGAGACAAGUCUGCGGGGCGCAGGGCACAGCAAGCUGGAAACAGUGCUGAGCCAACUGCACCACGGCAACACUCACCAUGGAAACCACAACAAGCUAAAGAGCCCCACAGCGUUCCUGCUCGACUUCCCCAUGAGGACCAACUACAUGUACGCCAGGAUGAAGCGGUCGGUGGUCAACGAGAUCUUCGCCCUGACGAUCUGCCUGUGGCUGAAGGCGGGAUCAGGUCCGGGCCUAGGGACUCCCUUCUCCUACGCCGUACCCGGACAAGCCAAUGAGCUGGUGCUCAUCGAGUGGGGCAGCAACCCCAUGGAGCUGCUCAUCAACGACAAGGCGGUGACACUGCCCGUGACCAUGACCGACGGGAAGUGGCAUCACGUGUGCGUGACGUGGACGACACGCGAUGGCGUCUGGGAGGCCUACCAGGACGGGGUGAAGAAAGGCUCGGGGCAAAACCUGUCACCCUGGCACCCGAUCAAACCAGGAGGGGUCUUCAUCCUGGGCCAGGAGCAGGACACGAUGGGAGGACGCUUCGACGUCACUCAGUCCUUCAUGGGAGAGCUGUCCGAUCUCCAGUUCUGGUCCAGGGUCCUGACGCCCAGCGAGAUCUACAACCAGGCGACCUGCGGGGGCCACCUCGUAGGUGAUGUCAUGUCCUGGUCGGAGGAAGUGGUGGAGCUCCACGGAGGGCUCACCGAGUUGCCCUUUGACCCCUGCCACUGA